UAUCUUCUCCAUUUGCUGUAAAAGACAUUCCUUUUAUCUCUUCCUUUGCUUAAGCUUUCCAUUUUCAUAAACGUUACUUUCCGGCGAAGCUAAUACUGCCGGUAUCUCAGGAUGUCGGUGUACGACGCGGCGUUCGUUAACACGGAGCUAUCGAAGUCGACGUCGAUUUUCGGGUUAAAACUAUGGGUAGUGAUCGGGAUUCUUCUUGGUUCAUUCAUAGUUUUGACUCUGUUCCUUCUCUCGCUUUGCCUGAUAACCCGCCGCAAAUCUCGCAGACAUCGACACCUGGGCUCCACGCCGCCGGUCUCCAAAGAAAUCCAAGAAAUAGUCCACCACCACCACCACCCGCCGGCGGCACCCGAUCACCAACAUAAAGCCCCGCCGGUGCCGGAGGUCCAAGUGGACACGGGGAAACUGGAGCACAUAUUGGCGUUCUCCAGUGGGGAAAGCAAAGGGCACACGAGCGUGAGCGAGACAACGUCGUUCGGGAGUGGGAAUGUCGGGCCGGAAGUGUCUCAUCUUGGGUGGGGAAGAUGGUAUACGUUGAGGGAACUGGAGUUAGCUACCAGUGGAUUAUGUGAAGAAAAUGUGAUCGGCGAAGGCGGCUAUGGAAUUGUUUAUCACGGCGUUUUGACUGACGGAACCAAUGUUGCUGUCAAAAAUUUGCUCAACAACAAGGGUCAAGCCGAGAAGGAAUUUAAGGUAGAAGUGGAAGCAAUUGGGCGUGUGCGCCAUAAGAAUCUUGUGAGAUUGCUUGGUUACUGUGUUGAAGGCGCUUAUAGGAUGCUUGUAUACGAGUAUGUUGACAAUGGGAAUUUGGAACAGUGGCUGCACGGUGAUGUUGGGGAUGUCAGUCCUCUUACAUGGGAUAUCCGUAUGAAUAUCAUAUUAGGAACAGCAAGGGGUUUAGCUUACCUUCAUGAAGGUCUCGAGCCAAAGGUUGUUCAUCGGGACGUAAAAUCCAGCAACAUCCUACUUGAUCGCCAGUGGAACUCCAAGGUUUCCGAUUUUGGGCUCGCUAAACUCUUGUGUUCUGAACGGAGUUAUGUGACAACUCGAGUGAUGGGAACAUUCGGCUAUGUUGCUCCAGAAUAUGCUUGUACAGGCAUGCUGAAUGAGAAGAGUGAUGUCUAUAGCUUCGGUAUACUUAUUAUGGAGAUUAUUUCUGGGAGAAGUCCGGUCGACUAUAGCCGGCCUCAAGGAGAGGUGAACUUGGUGGAAUGGUUAAAAACCUUGAUCGGAAACCGAAAAUCCGAAGUAGUAGUUGAUCCGAAGCUACUCGAGAUGCCUGCUACAAAAGCGCUCAAACGUGCAUUAUUGGUCGCUCUCAAAUGUGUUGAUCCUGAUGCAACUAAAAGGCCGAAAAUGGGGCAUGUUAUCCAUAUGCUCGAAGCUGAUGAUCUGCUCUUCCGCGAUGAACGCCGGGCUGCAACAGAGCCUUCGGAUUCACAUUCCGGCAAUCGACAAUCCAAUCGCAAUGCUUCGAAAUUAGGUUAGAGAUGAUUUGUUGUAUCUUUAACAAUAAUCUGACAUUAUUCUAUAUGUUUGGUUUGCAUUCCCCCCACAUGUAAUAUACAGUAUGUAUUUGUACAAAUAUAGACCAUAAAAAUAUAUAAGAUAAUGUCUUUAAAUAUAUGUGUGCCAAAUCCAAG
Messenger RNA from Hibiscus syriacus, 1652 nucleotides. RefSeq names its product probable serine/threonine-protein kinase At1g01540. Gene Ontology annotation, molecular function: protein kinase activity; ATP binding. The record is from RefSeq and is a predicted model, not a curated record. Bases 112 to 1497 code for a protein of 461 amino acids. The transcript has 7 exons. Gene Ontology annotation, biological process: protein phosphorylation. Lineage: Eukaryota; Viridiplantae; Streptophyta; Magnoliopsida; Malvales; Malvaceae.